Molecule: messenger RNA, 483 nt
Organism: Penicillium macrosclerotiorum
Lineage: Eukaryota; Fungi; Ascomycota; Eurotiomycetes; Eurotiales; Aspergillaceae
Product: SRPBCC family protein
Exons: 1
Coding region: 1-483 (160 amino acids)
Source: RefSeq, a predicted model, not a curated record
AUGUCGUCCACCAACAAUCUGGCCUUCACGGCCCCCAUCAAUCCUUCCGGGGUAACCCCACUCACGCGGCAACAAAUCUGGGCAGGUCUGCAGUUGAAGGUCCGCUCUGCCGAAACCUUCGUCCCGGGCGCAAUCCAAUCCACAGACGUUCUGAGCGAAUCCGUCGAUCCCGCGACCGGCAACUCCGUCGUCGUUCGCGAAGUCGUCUUCCGCGAAUCCCAGAAGAGAGUCAAAGAAGUGGUCACCUCCUUCGAACCCUGUCGUGUGGAAUUUGACCAGCCGGACGGGAGCCGCGUGAGCAACGUGGUGAGCGAGGGCGCGGGCGGCGACCUGUAUAUGACAUAUAUCUUUGAGUGGAGACAUCCCGGAGUUUCGCAGGAGGAGCUGGCGGCCUUGCUAGAGAAGCAGAAGCGCAUGAGCCAGGGCGCCGUGGAAGGCACGCUGAGCGCGUUGAGACAGCUUGUUGCGGACGGGAAGAUUUGA